This is a messenger RNA of Durusdinium trenchii, 1323 nucleotides long. NCBI's taxonomy places the organism in Eukaryota, Dinophyceae, Suessiales, Symbiodiniaceae. The record is from the annotation of a GenBank genome assembly.
AUGCUUUGUGGAGAUGAGGGAGAUGAUUUCGUUUGUGGAUACCCUAUGUACACCGACAGCAAAACUGCAGAGCCUUACGUCCUGGAGCUGUACCGUGCACAUGGCGCAGCUGCAAAGGAUUUGAUCUCCAACCGGCUUCGGCACAAUGCCCUGACCAUCCUCAGGCAUAUGGUCCGAAAGAAGGCCAAGCCAGACAUGAUGCACUACCCCUUGCCAAUACAGGCCGAGGCAGAGGAGGCCCGCAAGCGGCGUGCAGAGGUGGAGGCGAAAGCUGCCGCGGAGGCUUGCAAACGCAUGGCGAGGCCUUGGCCUAGUGGUGAUUGGAAGUCCUUGCUGGAGCAUUUCAAGAAAGAGCUCUUGGUGUCAGAGAGGUUCAUCAUCUACAAGAUCGAGGGAGAUAAGGUUGUGGUGGAGAAAGAAGGAGACAAAGACAAGAAGUACAGUGACUUUAUGGACGCCCUCAAAGAGGUGGCGGAGAAUGAGCCACGUUAUGCAGUCGUGGACUUUCAUUUCGAAACCGCAGAUGGUCGUCCACAGGACAAGCUUGUGUUCAUCGGAUGGUCACCUGACACCUCAGGAGUGAAGCCUAAGAUGACCUACGCCUCCACCAAGGAUGCCAUUUUGAAAAAGUUGUCCGGAGUUCACAAGGCCUUGCAGAUCACCGAAUCCUCUGACCUCACUUUUGAUGAGAUCGUUAUCUUCCAGUUCCGAAUGGCCGUGGCCACCAUUGUCAAGCUUCUCAGGAGAAACCUUGGAGGCCCAAUGAGCAACAAUGACCUGAAGACGACCACCGAGACGACCGAGACUGCUUCGGCUGAGACUCAGACAGCUGGUGAAUUCAGCCAGGGCUCUCGAGGUCAUCCUGAAUUCUGCAAGCGGCCGUGUGUGCAUUUCUUCACCCGUGGCUGUGCAGCCGGUGCUGGAUGCAACUACUGCCAUGCAGAGCACCCGAAGAGGCCAACGAGCCUGGACAAGUCGCAGAGGAGAUUGUUGGUGAAAGUGGAAGAGCAGCACCUGCUUGAAAUUGUGAUGGGUCAUUUGCGUGCUCGGGCUGAACACUUUGGAUUCGGCUCUCCAUGCGAAGAGCUUUUCCAGAUUUUGGAGACUCGUUGGAAAGGCCUGGACCCAGAUGUCCCAGCUUCGUGGUCUCCUAGCGAGCAGCAGAAUAUGAGACGCGUGUUGGGAAAGAUGACCUUUGCAGGAUUAUUGGGCUUGGUUCUCUCCAGGUCUUCAACAGAGGAUGGUGGCACACUGUUUGCUCAAGACGUCAAUCAUGCUCUUGAACGUCUACGAGAGGUCAUGCCGACGAUCAAUCAGCACUGA